AUGGCUACUUUGGGACACACAUUCCCCUUCUAUGUGGGCCACAAGCCGAUCUUCCCAGUGGACACCACCUUGGCCGUCGUCAUUGCCAUCUUUGUGACCGCACUGGUCACCUUCAUCAUCAUCCUGCCUGGCAUUCGGGGCAAGAUGAGGCUGUUCUGGCUGUUGCGGGUGGUGACCAGCUUAUUCAUCGGGGCUGUGAUCCUGGCUGUGAAUUUCAGUUCUGAGUGGUUCGUGGGCCAGGUCAGCACCAACACAUCAUACAAAGCCUUCAGUUCCGAACGGAUCAGCGCUGAUGUGGGGCUGCGGGUUGGUCUGGGAGGAGUCAACAUUACACUCAAAGGAACCCCAGUGCAGCAGCUGAAUGAGACCAUCAAUUACAAUGAGGAGUUCACCUGGCGCCUAGGCAAGAACUAUGCUGAGGAGUAUACAAAGGCAAUGGAGAAGGGGCUGCCAGACCCCGUGCUCUACCUGGCUGAGAAGUUCACCCCGAACAGUCCAUGUGGUCUGCAUGGCCAGUACCGCCUGGCGGGACACUACACCUCAGCCAUGCUCUGGGUAGCAUUCCUCUGCUGGCUGCUGGCCAAUGUGAUGCUGUCCAUGCCCGUGCUGGUCUAUGGUGGCCACAUGCUGCUGGCCACGGGCCUCUUCCAGCUGUUGGGACUGCUCUUGUUCUCCACGGCCACAUCACUCACACCACCCUGUGCCCUGCACCUGGGUACUGCUACGCUGCACACUCACCAUGGGCCUGCCUUCUGGAUCACAUUGACCACAGGACUGCUUUGUAUGCUGCUCGGCCUGGCCAUGGCAGUGGCCCACAGGAUGCAGCCCCAAAGGCUGAAGGCCUUCUUCAACCAGAGUACGGGGAAGGAUCCUUCACUGGAGUGGAAUCCUGAGGAAGGGGGACUCCUGAGCCCCAGAUACCGGUCCACAGCUGAGGGUCCUGAGCCCCAGGACAUUCCUCUGUCAGAGGCUUCUUCUGAGGCAUGGUGUAAGGAGGAGCAUCACAGAGAGCCUGACUGUGCCCUAUAA
This is a messenger RNA of Callorhinus ursinus (northern fur seal), 1029 nucleotides long. It is a transcript of the gene DUOXA1, whose product is annotated as dual oxidase maturation factor 1. NCBI's taxonomy places the organism in Eukaryota, Metazoa, Chordata, Mammalia, Carnivora, Otariidae. Gene Ontology annotation, biological process: protein transport. Gene Ontology annotation, cellular component: endoplasmic reticulum membrane. The record is from RefSeq and is a predicted model, not a curated record.